This is a messenger RNA of Olea europaea var. sylvestris, 868 nucleotides long. RefSeq names its product 60S ribosomal protein L24. Gene Ontology annotation, cellular component: cytosolic large ribosomal subunit. Lineage: Eukaryota; Viridiplantae; Streptophyta; Magnoliopsida; Lamiales; Oleaceae. Gene Ontology annotation, molecular function: mRNA binding; structural constituent of ribosome. The transcript is spliced from 5 exons. Bases 127 to 618 code for a protein of 163 amino acids. The record is from RefSeq and is a predicted model, not a curated record. Gene Ontology annotation, biological process: cytoplasmic translation.
GGAAGCUCUAAACCUAAACCUAUGUUUUGUGGCCUUUUAAUAUAUAUUGCACAAUGGGCAAUUAGGGUUUCUGCAUUUCCGGGAGUAAACCAAGCGCUGCGAGCUCGCAAGUCGCAACAGUAACAAAUGGUUCUCAAGACAGAGCUUUGCCGAUUUAGUGGUGCCAAGAUAUACCCAGGGAAGGGUAUCAGAUUUAUUCGCUCCGACUCUCAGGUCUUCCUCUUUGCCAAUUCAAAAUGUAAGAGGUAUUUUCACAACCGUCUGAGGCCUGCAAAGCUUACGUGGACUGCUGUGUACCGGAAACAACAUAAGAAGGACAUUGCUGCUGAAACUGUGAAGAAGAGGCGCCGAACCACUAAGAAGCCCUACUCUAGAUCAAUUGUUGGUGCAACCUUGGAAGUCAUUCAAAAGAAAAGAACUGAAAAGCCAGAAGUUCGUGAUGCUGCACGUGAAGCUGCUUUACGUGAGAUCAAGGAGAGAAUAAAGAAGACCAAGGACGAGAAGAAGGCAAAAAAGGCAGAGUUGAUGUCCAAGUCACAGAAGGUCUCCAAGAGCAAUGUGCCCAAAGGUGCUAUACCCAAGGGUCCUAAGCUUGGAGGUGGCGGCGGCAAGCGUUAAUUUCCCUAGUAUUUUAGAUGCUGUUGCAACUUUAUUAUGAAUGAUAUUGGAAGACUGAUGACGUUCUUUUCCAAUAUUUUUUGUAAGUUUAUUGGGUUUGGUCUUUUUUUUUUUUGGAGCAUUAUCCUGUAGACUUGUUUCAACAUGGAUUUUUUUGGAGAGAGAGCAUAUUUUUUUUAGAUCUACCUACUAAUGAUCUGUAGAAACCUUAAAAAUGAUUCAUUUGGUUAAGACUUUAGAUUUAUUGUCC